AUGGAUGGAAUGCAAGUACCAGUGCCUCCUGGCACGAAGACAGGGUACAGCCGAGCCUCUACGAGACCAACAAGUGCCACCACUGCAUGCAGUGAUUCUCCCAGGUCGCGGCCCCAACGUCCUCUGAGCGCUCGAUCCACUGGUAGCCGUGAUGCCCGAAACUCUGCAUGCUAUGAGGCAGACUUUGCAACCAACAGCUGGUCAGACUGGCAAAGUGCACCAAGCAGACCCACCAGUGCCAAAAGUCAAGCGGGUCAAGUGGCUUCUACACCACAAACGGCCAGACGCCUCUCCAAUGCAAGUGGCUAUGAAAUGAUCCCCGUCCGUGCUGACAGUGCACGAUCGACCAGGACUCCUGAGCAUCAUUCUCUUGAGGAGGAGUUGAGUGAGCCGGUCCUUACACGGAUCCCAAAUUCAAUCGCCACCCAACUGGAGAAGCAAGUCGCAACAGCUAUCGGACUGAGAGGCAGGGCACGCCUUGUCCCAAGGCUUCCUCGGAGCGUUGUCAGCUGCAAACAUGGCAGCGACUGUUGCUGGCGAUGGCUCGCCCGGGCUGCGUUGGAAGAGAUUUGGGGCAGCAGCUUGGCAACUCUGAGCUUAGCGGAGUGUGUCAAGAAGAUGAAAGAGGAGUUUGCUCAGCUGCAAGCAGAUCGAAGAGAUUUUGAGGCAGAACAGUUUCGAGCCAAGGCAGCUGAGGAGACUGCUGCGCGGCUCCAGGAAGAACUCACGGAAUGCAAAGUCGACGGCAGAGAGUUCAGGGUGCUGGAACGAGAGCACGGCCGCGUGCAGAAUGAAACUAUUGAACUUCGAACUCUCGCAGGAAAAUUAGAUGCACAGUUGGAGCUGCAAAGAAAGCAGUGGCAUCAAGAAAAAGAAGUGAUGAUACAGCAGGCCACAGCGGAGACGGAGCAGUUGCGCAGUCGCGCUGAAAGUGCUGAAGCAAGUGCUGUCCAAGCGCAGGCAGUUGAAAAUGAUCUUCGUGAGCGGGUCAAAGAGUUGCAACAGCAAGUCAGGGAGCUUAAGUCCGAGUUGCAAGAAGAUCGAAACAUGAAACUGAAACUCAUGAAGAAGCCAGGCAAAAAGAAACCCUCCGCGAAGCGAUCGGCUUCGCGUCGAAAAUCAAAGAGUCGAUCAGGGACUUCACCUUCGAAGUCGCGGAGUAAAAGUCGACGGCGGCGUGGAUGA
Molecule: messenger RNA, 1185 nt
Organism: Cladocopium goreaui
Lineage: Eukaryota; Dinophyceae; Suessiales; Symbiodiniaceae
Source: the annotation of a GenBank genome assembly